Racocetra persica is the source of this 1455-nucleotide messenger RNA. The record is from the annotation of a GenBank genome assembly. NCBI's taxonomy places the organism in Eukaryota, Fungi, Glomeromycota, Glomeromycetes, Diversisporales, Gigasporaceae.
AUGACCCGAAAUUCAUCUUCCAACUAUUCUAAAAAGAAUCCAAACGAUGAGCAACCUAUACCCAGGAAUAAUAAUAGAACUAAAAAUACUUCGUCUUGCAAUUAUUGUAGACUAAACAAAGUUAAAUGCGAUUAUUUAAGUAAUGGUCGAUGCAGGCGAUGUAUUAAUCAUAAUCGCAAAUGUGAAUCUGAUCCUCAGAAAAAGAGGGGCCCCAAAAAUAAAAAACCACCUGGAUCAAGUAUACAAUCUAGAGAAAAAAAUUUACAAAAUCUGGGUGAUGCAUUUUUGCGAUCUAUAAACGGGAGUGGUCAAGAUUUAGAUGUCUUAAUUCUAGAAACUCGGUCAAACUGGAAUAUGAAUCCUGUAACAACAAAUAAUGGAGGAAUUCUUUCUAUGGAAAGUUCUACUGAAAACUUUCAAAUGAACAAUGAACAAAAUAUAAAUUUUGCUGAAAACACUCCGACGUUACCAAAUUCAAUACAAGAAAGUUUGCAAAAUAUAACUUUGAAUGAGAAUUCUUCAAUAUUUGAUAAUAAUGAAUCAAUGCUAUCUCCAGAAAUAAAUAAUGAGCAAAUGUUAACUUGGUCACCUAGGACACCUUCACCGUUACCAAAUUCAACACAAGAAAGUUGGCAAAAUAGAACGUUGGACGAAAAUUCUUCAAUAAUUAAUAAUAAUGAAUCAAUGCUAUCUCCAGCAAUAAAUAAUGAUCAAAUAUUAACUUGGUCACCUAGGACUCCUUCACCAACUCGAGACAAUCAACAGAUAAACAAUGAACUUGUAGUUGACUGGCUUGGGAACGUUUCUAAUACAAAUGCUUUAAGCUCUUCAAGCAUAAGUUACAUGUAUCCAGGAAACCAACAACAAAAUUUGCCCGUUUUGCAAUUUCCAGAAAUAACUCCACAGAAUUUCGCAGAUUUAAGAACAGUAUCUCCCAUGGAAAUUAUUGGAUUGAAUAGCGAAGUCGAUUUUUCCCAAAGUUUUUGUAGUACACCAAAUAAUACAUUUAAUCAAUCACCUGUUUUAACUGGGGAUCUUCGACUCAUGUCAAUGCCAAUGUUGGGAGAUUUGUCACCACUUAUACCUCAAGAUCCUCAAGAAAUGUCAGUGUCAUUAUUUGGUGAUGCAUCACCCCUAAUAACUGCAAGUCUUCAACCUAUGUCAGGUGGUGCGUCACCCCUAAUAACUGCAAGACUUCAACCUAUGUCAGGUGAUGCAUCACCCCUUAUAACUGCAAGUCAUCAACCUAUGUCAUGUGAUGCAUCGCCUCUUAUCGGUUUAAUUCAAGCCACGGUAAUUCCAUCGCUUGAAGUAUCACCCCUUAUCAAUUUUUCAACUGAUCCUCAAGCCACGUCAAUGCCACAGCUUGAUUUGGGAUUGUCAUUUCUCGAUCUGAAUGAUGAAACAUCUAUAAAUUUCACCACGAAUUCCCAACCCGAUCAACAUCUAUUAUCA